Messenger RNA from Perca flavescens (yellow perch), 3049 nucleotides. RefSeq names its product PARP1 binding protein (gene parpbp). NCBI's taxonomy places the organism in Eukaryota, Metazoa, Chordata, Actinopteri, Perciformes, Percidae. The transcript is spliced from 11 exons. Bases 91 to 1866 code for a protein of 591 amino acids. Gene Ontology annotation, cellular component: chromatin. Gene Ontology annotation, biological process: negative regulation of double-strand break repair via homologous recombination. The record is from RefSeq and is a predicted model, not a curated record.
CACUAAACGUCAUCGGCAGUUUAAAAAUUCAAAACUGCUUUUUGUCGUGGACGUGUAUUCUCGGAGACUGCUACAAUAUUAGAGGAGAACAUGGAGGCUGUAGGAGACCGUCUGAAGGUGAUGGUUAAAGUCUUCAGGAGAGAGUGCCACAGGGUUUUACACUCUGAGAGGACCACCAUUCAUGGAGCUGAUGGCAUGCUGAUGUUGCUGCAGCUGGCCAUGGCAGAUGUUAAUAAGCAGCACUGCGGAGAGUUCAAAGUGGCUCUGAGUGAUGUCCUGAUGGCCUGGAAACACUUACUCUUUGACAAACUUCACCUGCCACCCCCCAACAUUGCACGCUUGGAGAACUAUGAUCUCAUCCUGGAGACAUACGAAUCCUUCCUGAAACGUUCCAACACUGUGGACCUGGUUGAUAUCCUCUCCAUGUACAAACAGCUGAGCCUAGUGGACUCAGACCCACAGGAGCCUGUGAGCCCGAUCCAGCUGUUUGAGUUUUUAUCAGGUAACACGGAUGUUUCAGAGUUACCAGAUUCUUCAGUCCCAUCAACACCGUCUAGUAAAAGCAGACCCUGCAACUCCCAGGUACAAAUGGCAGUGAGAAGGGUUUUCUGCUCCUAUCUGAAUUUGCUUGUGAAUGCCAAGAACGACAUGGCGCUGGCGCUAACCAUUGACGUCCCUAGUCGCACUCUUGGACGUCAGGCAUUUACCGACAUAAAGCAUGCUGCACAUAACAACAACACUUCUCUCUUCUUGGCUGUGACAUCUUUUGUGAGGGCCAUCCAGCUCGGAGGGAAGGGCUACGCUCCAGCUGAGUCUGACCCACUGAGGAAACAUGUCAAAGGCCUGUCUGACUUUGUUCAGUUUCUAGACAACCUGGAAGAAAUACUGGGAGAGAUUCCUGACCCAAGUGUGUGUGGAGCCAGGCUGGUGACUGCCAUCAGGGCAGUGCUGGUGAAGGGACGCAGCAGUGGGGAUGCAGUGUUCACUGCAGCUGAGGAGACGACCAAAGAGCUGAAGGAGAGGAUCUGCCAGCUACACCAGAUCCAGAAAGUGAUUGCUAAUGGAAGCGGGACGGGGAUAAGCCCUGCCAGGCCGAAGGCUUACGCGGUCAAUCACUGCACUGCAUACGGAGGUCGGGACACCGUGAAGGUGCUGAUGGCUCUGCUGGAUGAAGAAGCGCUGACUCCUCCGUGUCAGAACAAGGCAGACCUGCUGUCUGAGGACCAGCCCACCCUCAGUGGGGCAGAGGGGACCUGCGUCCUCAAUUUGUUCAGAUCCCCUGAAGUGUCUACUGGAUGUUCUCCAGAACCUCUAAAGAACCGAGUCCAGAGCCGACUAGACCUGCUCAAACCAAAGCCCAGAGACAAAGUCAUUCGAUCCCAGUUUUCGUGCACAUACAAGGAUGAAGAACUGCCACUCAACCGUGUGCUGGACUUCCCCAGCACCAGCCAGGUCCCUACCUGUGUGCACCCAGCACCCAAACGCCAAACCAUCCCAGCUGUGGAUGAGGAGUGCAGCUCUGAUGUGGAGGAGACUACCAAAGCCAAGUCUACAUCUGAAUGCCCGAAUAAGGAGCAGAGCGGCGUGCAGCGGGGGCCAGCUCUUCAGCCAAGAAGUGGAAAUGUGCAAAACAGAGGUGCAGGCCCGGGCAAUAGGAAGAAAACUGGCACUCAGAUGCAGAGAAAGGGCAACAAGAGGAAGCAGGUGGAUUCUGACCAACAUGGAGGAUCAGAGAACGAGCCUCCACAGAAGAAACAGCUCACUAAUGUCUUGGUCCAAAUGCAGGGCAAGAAUGUCAGUAAGGCCUCGAGUAAGAAGAAGCUGAUAGCUGGGCAGGGAAAGCUAACCAGCUUCUUCAGACUCUAAUACGGGUUUGUCCUGGUUUCAUGUCAGUCUAUGGACUUUCUGUCAAAUGGCGUUCAUACAAAGCAGCUGAAUGUUGUUCAUUUGUUUUCUUCCACUGACAAAUCUUGUGCAGUAUGUUCCAGUUAAGGCUGCAACUAAUGAUGAUUUUUAGUCCCAGUUAAUCUGUUCACUGUUUUAAUAUUUUUUUUUUUUGGGAAAUAUGCUCAUUUGCUUACCUGCUCUCAUUUGCAUACUUGCUGAGAGUUGGAUGACUGUACGCUAAAAAUGAAGCUAUAGCGAGCUGCUUAUUUAAGCAGAACUAAACGGCUAGCCCGGCUCUGCUAAGCAAGAUAUAACUAGGUAAUUAUUUUCUGUACCAGAAAUAUUAAAUAAAUUAAUUAAUUAGUAAAAAUUAGAAGUGCUAAGUAGUGGAUUUUUAAAACUUUGGAUAGAGCCAGGCAAACUGUUUCCCCCCAGUUCCAAACGGCAAAGGCUAGCUAAACUAGUAAAAUAGUAGCAUUUAACAUACAUACAUACAUACAUACAUACAUACAUACAUACAUACAUACAUACAUACAUACAUACCGUUUGUUAUAACAUGUUAAAUAGCUUGAGUAGAGAUUAUGUUAGGGUUUGUCUUUUUUACUUUUUAAACUGACCCAGAAUAACACUUUUUUUUCCAAAAUUUUCAGUCUUUAUGCUAAGCUAAGCUAAUUGCCUGGUGGCUGUAGCUUCAUUUGUAGCACACACACAAUAAUCUUCUCAUUUAACUCUCAAGAAGAGUUGAAUAUGUUUAUACUACAACCCAAAAAUGUUAAAACUAUUCAUUUAAUUUCUUAUUCUAUAAAAUGUCAAGAUAGGUGAAAUCUUUACUAUUGAGAAGAAAUAACUAGCACUUUUUUUUGCAUUUUUGCUUGAAAAAUGAUGUAGAUUAAUCUUCUGUUGAUUAACUAAGAGAUGUAUUGUUUCCACACUAAUUUACCCAUUCAGCAGUGUGAGAAAUGUGUGGCUGCAAUGUGAAUAGGUCAGUUGGAUAGAUCAUUGGGAGAUUUCUGGUCAGUAUACUUUGUUUCAUCAAGACAAGGCCUACUUUGUGUUUGAAAUGUAUUUAAUCACUAGUUGUACAGUUUAUUUAACUUGUAAAAUUCCACAGUGAAAUCAACUGUAAAUAUGCAGACUUUUAAUAAACUUUUAUUUGGUUUUA